This is a messenger RNA of Aedes albopictus (Asian tiger mosquito), 2184 nucleotides long. RefSeq names its product sialin. The record is from RefSeq and is a predicted model, not a curated record. Gene Ontology annotation, cellular component: membrane. Bases 456 to 2060 code for a protein of 534 amino acids. The transcript is spliced from 5 exons. Gene Ontology annotation, molecular function: transmembrane transporter activity. Lineage: Eukaryota; Metazoa; Arthropoda; Insecta; Diptera; Culicidae. Gene Ontology annotation, biological process: transmembrane transport; monoatomic anion transport.
GCCAUCCACCAGUAGAGUAGACGCGCGCAAGCCAAUCGGUUAACGUUAACACUCUGUGCGCGCACGGUUGUUGGUUGUCUACCACCUUGCAUAUUGGAUUGCGAUCGUUUUGCUUCAUUUCUGCGGGCACUUUGCAGAUCACACCACACCGCCGAUCGACGACACUCGUUUAGUCUCGAGAGCGACCGAACCGGUAGCAGUCCGGUCCGAUCGGUCGUCGCGCGUGAACGCAUCCCGUUACUGCUGCUCCGUCGCCGGUUAAAGUGAUCGAAUACUGCUGCUGCUGCAAGUGAUCUUCGUGGAAAUAUGUACGUUUACUGAUUGAUCGUAAUCGGAGUGUUUGGUGGUUGCGGGGCGGAACGUAGUGCCGAAUUGUUGUUAAAAUGUAUGUGAGGAGUAAUCAUCGAUCAACAGCUUGAUAAGUUAGAAUACCUGCGGUCCAACUAAGUGACAUCAUGAUCGUGGCAUCAAAACUUCUAAAGGGAGCCAUCCCGAAACGGCUAAUCGUGGCCAUUAUGAUCUUCAUCGCGUGCCUAACGUCGUUCAUGUUGCGUGUCAACAUGUCCAUCAACAUUCUAGCCAUGGUUCAUCCAACAACGGCCACAGCCAGACAGGCAACCAACUUGAGCGAUUCGACGCUUGUUAGCCAAUCAGCCACGCUUCCUACCUCCAGCGCAGCGAGUGCGACUCUUACAUUGCCAGGGUGGAAUGACACGAUCGAAUCGGCAAACGAAACGACCUUCACGAGCGAGUCAACCGAGGUUGAUAAAGAUCCAGAUCUGCAAAAUUUCGGACCUCGCUACCGAUGGGAUCAGAAAACGCAAGGAAACAUUCUCGGAGCGUAUUUCUAUGGAUAUUUGCUCACAUCGCUACCAGCUGGACUGCUAGCCGAGCGAUUCGGGCCGAAACUGCUGAUAACGGUUUCGUUUGUGGCUUGUGCGUUAACGACUGCCGUAACUCCGCUUCUAGCUGAAUUGGGAGCGUGGACGGUAAUUGGAUCGAGAGCCGUGAUAGGGCUGCUAGCCGGUUUCGUGUAUCCUUGUCUGCACAAUCUCAUAUCGCGAUGGAUUCCUCCAAACGAAAGAGGCAAAGUAAUUGCGUGUAUCUCAGGAGGAAGUACUUUUGGAACAGUAAUCACCUGGCCCAUAGCCGGAAUAAUAACCGAACAACUAGGAUGGCCAGCCUCGUUCUACAUAUCGGCCCUAUUCGUUCUUCUGAUUGCGGUCCUCUGGGUAUGUCUGAUUGAAGACUCACCAGCGCAACACAGAACGAUAACAGCGGAAGAGAAGAAAUUCAUCGAUGACACUUUUGGAGGAACGGUGUCCAAAUCCAAGUCAUGGCCACCGUUGGGCAAGGUGUUCACAUCGUUACCAUAUUUGUCACUGCUGCUGCUACACUACGGGAACUUCUGGGGUAUGAACUUCUUCAUAACGCAGGCACCGAAGUUCAUGAACGAAGUGCUUGGAUUCAACUUAUCUAACGCUGGAUUCUUAUCCAGCUUGCCAUAUCUGGCGCGAAUGUUCUCCGGAUUCUUCUUUGGCUACAUCGGAGAUCUAAUUCGGCAGAAGGAUCUCAUGAGUACAACCGCCGUCAGAAAAUCAUUCUGUUUGUUUUCACAUCUCAUCCCAGGAGCCUUCUUGAUAGCGCUUCCGUACAUCGGUCAGGAUCCGUUGGUGUGCGUAUCGCUCAUCGUAGCAUGUUUGGGCGUCAACGGUGCUUCCACCAUUACAAACCUGGUCAACGCACAAGAUCUGGCGCCGAAUUUCGUAGCGACGCUGUAUGGAGUGAUGAACUUCCUCGGCACGACAGCCGGCUUUAUCGCGCCUAUGUUGGUCGCACAUUUCACCUCGGAAAGUAACACCAUGGAGCAGUGGAAGAGCGUCUUCCUGAUCAGCGCAGCCAUGUACGUGGUGUCGGGCGCUAUCUUCAUCGUUUUUGGAUCGGGUAAAGUGCAAAGCUGGAAUGAGGCCAAAAAGAAGGCGGAAUCGACGGAGAGCACGGGUACAGCGGAUAUUAGCGCCACCUACAAUGGCGAGUGUACCAUUGGCAAGAAAGAGUGAAUUUGAUGCAAGCGAGUGUCAAAUGAUUUAAAGUUUGCAUGAGUCAGUAUUUUACGUGUGAAAUUUGUGGUAUUUAAUUUUAUAUUUCUUCAUGAAAUAAAACAAAUAAAUGAGAAUACAUUUU